AUGCUGUUUGAAUAUGUGCCAGGUGGCGAGCUUUUUUCAUAUUUACGCAGUGCGCAACGAUUCUCCAACAGCGCCAGUCGUUUCUAUGCCUCUGAAAUUGUGCUUGCUCUGGAAUACCUACACUCCAAUAAUAUUGUCUACAGGGAUCUCAAACCAGAGAAUCUGAUGUUAACAGAGAAUGGGCACAUGAAGCUAACUGAUUUUGGCUUUGCGAAAGUCAUCAGUGACAGGACAUACACUCUAUGCGGUACUCCAGAGUAUCUGGCGCCCGAGAUAAUCGAUGACCAAGGAUACGGUACUGCGGUCGAUUGGUGGUCGCUGGGUAUUCUGAUUUAUGAGAUGCUGGUUGGUGUGCCACCAUUUCGAGGCGACUCACUCUCGGAUAUCUAUGCGGAGGUGAUGACUGGCCGAGCGCGUUUUCUCAGAAAUAUGGAUCUCUCGGCUAAGUAA
Molecule: messenger RNA, 450 nt
Organism: Gongylonema pulchrum
Lineage: Eukaryota; Metazoa; Nematoda; Chromadorea; Rhabditida; Gongylonematidae
Source: the annotation of a GenBank genome assembly